AUGAGCAGUGAUUUGUCACCCCCUGCAGCUGUACAGCUGUGCUACGAGGACCUAAAUAGAUCUUGUAUCAAAACUUCCUACUCCCCAGGCUCCCGACUGAUUCUAUACACAGUCUUUGGCUUUGGGUCUCUGCUGACUGUAUUUGGAAACCUCUUGGUGAUUAUCUCAAUUCUUCAUUUCAAGCAGCUGCAUUCUCCGGCCAAUUUUUUGGUUGCAUCCCUGGCCUGUGCUGACUUCUUGGUGGGAAUUGUUGUGAUGCCCUUCAGCACCGUGAGGUCUGUGGAGAGUUGCUGGUAUUUUGGAGAAAGUUACUGCAAAUUCCACUCUUGCUUUGAAGGGUCAUUCUGUUAUGCUUCUAUCUACCACUUGUGUUUUAUUUCUAUUGAUAGAUACAUUGCAGUAACGGAUCCUCUGAUCUACCCAACCAGGUUUACUGCAUCUGUUUCUGGCAUAUGUAUUGCCUUCUCCUGGCUCCUUUCCAUUAUUUAUAGUUUUUCCCUUCUUUACACAGGGGCAAAUGAAGUUGGGCUGGAGGAACUAGUAAGUGCUCUCACCUGUGUGGGAGGCUGUCAAGUGGCAGUGAAUCAAAAUUGGGUGUUGGUAAAUUUCAUAUUAUUUUUCAUACCCACGCUUGUGAUGGUAACUGUUUACUCCAAUGUUUUCCUCAUUGCUAAACAACAGGCUAGGAAUAUUGAAAGCAUGAGCAGUAAGACUGCAGAAUCAUCGGAGAGCUACAAAAGCAGAGUGGCCAAGAGGGAGAGAAAAGCAGCUAAAACUCUGGGAAUUGCUGUGAUAGCAUUUCUGAUUUCAUGGUUACCGUACUUCAUUGAUACAAUAAUUGAUGCCUUCCUAGGUUUCAUCACACCUGCAUAUAUUUAUGAAAUAUUAGUUUGGUUUGCUUACUAUAACUCAGCCAUGAACCCCUUAAUUUAUGCUUUCUUUUAUCCUUGGUUUCGAAAAGCCAUCAAACUCAUUGUCACUGGCAAAGUCUUAAGAGAGAAUUCCUCAACAAUAAGUUUAUUUUCUGAAUAG
Choloepus didactylus (southern two-toed sloth) is the source of this 1032-nucleotide messenger RNA. Its product is annotated as trace amine-associated receptor 7a. The coding region runs from base 1 to 1032 and encodes 343 amino acids. The record is from RefSeq and is a predicted model, not a curated record. Gene Ontology annotation, cellular component: membrane. Gene Ontology annotation, molecular function: trace-amine receptor activity. The transcript has a single exon. Lineage: Eukaryota; Metazoa; Chordata; Mammalia; Pilosa; Megalonychidae. Gene Ontology annotation, biological process: G protein-coupled receptor signaling pathway.